This is a messenger RNA of Sporothrix brasiliensis 5110, 789 nucleotides long. RefSeq lists its product as uncharacterized. Bases 1 to 789 code for a protein of 262 amino acids. The transcript is spliced from 2 exons. NCBI's taxonomy places the organism in Eukaryota, Fungi, Ascomycota, Sordariomycetes, Ophiostomatales, Ophiostomataceae. The record is from RefSeq and is a predicted model, not a curated record.
AUGGCGACCACUGUUGGAGUCAUCGUCAACGAGCACCCGGCACCUGUCGAUGAGGCCACCGACAUGAUGUCACAGAGCAAUAAGGCUUGGACACACAGUUAUCUUCCCAUAAAGAAGCUACGUGUGCACACUUACAUGAACGCCGACAUGUUCACGGUCACGGCCAACUUUGACGUCUUUGCACCGGAGAAUGACGAUGAUGUACUUCGUAUGCAGCAAGUGGCCCGCCGACCGAACGUUAGACGCUACCGACUCUACUCUGAAGAAGAUGGGAUCUCUUGGUUUCAUAACGAGGUGUCUAAUGUCUUACUGCCGGCCUUCCACCGAUACCCAAUCGUGACACAGACCAGCCACCAUCCGCCACCACACGGGAGCGAACGGGUGGAUUUCUCGUACAUUGUCCAAGGCCUCGAGUUCCGUAUCUCGAAGCCACAGGAUAUCUUGACCAACUGCACCGUUGACUGUUGGGUAUUCCCGCGAGACAAUGUCGGUGGCACGCCAAUUCGUUAUGCGUUCUACCGCCUGCUUGUGCAGGGAUUUCGGCGGGUCCAGGGCAUGCGGCGUUUCAAUACGCCCAUCAACAACACCCUUGCCGAGAGCUGCACUUUUUUCUCUGGAAAGCCCCAUUGGCGGCAGGCAGAUGGGACCUCUACGAGCAGCCCGUUUGGAUGUACGCGCAAGGUCGACCCAGUCACCGGAGGCGUGUAUUGGGUGGACCAGUCUGGCGAGGAGCUUGUGGAUGACAACGGCGACAGGCUUUGGGAUACGGGCCCGUUUUGGUUGGUGUAA